AUGGGUCACAGCCCUGCCACCAACUCCAACGACAAAGCCUAUUCAAAAGGAGGGCUUACUGAGUCUGUCUCCCCCAAAAUGGAGGAGACCAACCCAGGACUUCCUGAGAAUACAGGGGAGCCUUUCAUCAAAAGCACCUUCAGUCCAGAAAUCCCCAAGAGGCUUGGUGCACCCUGUCCCCACCCCCUUUUACUAACCGACUUGGAACCCUCCGACCCCACGGUGCGGGAAGAAGCUACUCAGAGGUCGACGGAAGCCCACCGGCGACCCUCCCUGGGAUCCCGGCAGGUCCCAGAGCCUCUCGGAACGCCCUGUAACGGCGCAGAGCGAGAGCAGGAAGGCGAGCGCGGAAGGCGACCUUGGAACAUCUUCUGGGGCCUGGGAGGCAGCGGCUGGACCCUCCUCCCAGCCUCGCUGUCUGGGCCGAAUUCCAGGCCCACGACGUCCUCGGGAAGUCCCCCAGCCCCGCCGGGACCAGGGCCGAGUCGCACCCCGGUGUUCAGUCGGCCGACCGCCGUCCCCCUCGCUCCGACUGGCUUCGCGAAGCUGCCGGUGCCACGACAGCGACACGACACGGCCCGGGCACAGCGCCAGCGUGUGACCCCGCGAAGCUUCCGGUCCCCGGAGCCGUUUCUAAUCCGAGCCGCGACGCAGGCCGGGGGCCCGCGCAGCCCUCCGCCAAGCCGCGCGCGCCCUGGGGGCUCGGGCCGUGAGACCCCGCUCUCCCGGCCCCUCCACCCACUGCAGGGCGCGCACGUGCCAGGUGCUCCGGGACGGUUCCCUGAAAGGUGCGGGAGCCCCGCACGCCACGGGGCCCGAGUUCCCAUCCCGGGUCCACCCGAGUCGCAGUCUGGCGCCUCUGUUCCUUGCCUGUGA
Messenger RNA from Lutra lutra (Eurasian river otter), 876 nucleotides. Its product is annotated as translation initiation factor IF-2-like. The transcript is spliced from 3 exons. Lineage: Eukaryota; Metazoa; Chordata; Mammalia; Carnivora; Mustelidae. The record is from RefSeq and is a predicted model, not a curated record. Bases 1 to 876 code for a protein of 291 amino acids.